AUGGCGGGCCCCAAGAUGCCACCUACCCGUGUAGCUGCCUGGGUCUUGGUUGGCACGCUGUUUUAUCUAACCACCGUUGUCCCGGCAAGAGCGACGAGUUCCAGUGCACGGGAGCAACCUUUGGCCAUUGUCAACCCCAGCUUUGAGUUUCCCGUCACCACCGCCGCCUCAACCACCAUCCUCGGGUGGGCCUCGGACACUAAAACUGGCGUUUAUCGCGUGCCGACCACCAUGUAUCCAGGUGGCUUCCAGGCUCCGGCUGCUGGGCUCAACAUGGCAUACAUCAGCACGGGAGGCGCCAUGACCCAGCAAGUGAUGCUGGAAGAGCUAUUGCCCGGCUGCAUCUAUACACUGCGUUUGGUUGUAGGCUGGCGAGCCAAUCAAGCCACCUUCCCCACGAUGCGCAUCCAGCUCUUGGCCAGCCCCUCUGCCCUUAUCCUAGCCAAUUGCCUUGUCUUGGAGGAUCACUUUGAGCAGGCUGGCACCAUGAUGGAUGUGGCUUGCAGCUUCGAUGUCCUCCCCAACUCAACCGUCCUGAGCCAGAACCUGAUGAUCCGCAUGUCCGUUGAUGGCGGCUAUGCCAAUGCGCCACAAGCCAAUGUGGAUGCGGUGCGCCUCUUGCGCGCGUGCCAGCACCUAACGACAGCCAGCCCCACCACCUUGCUGCCAGGUGGCCUGGGUGGGGACUCGCCUCAAACCGCCACUCCCAUCUUGAUUGAGGACGACGACGAGCUUGCUAAUGACGAAACGACGCCAAUGACAGCAACCACAACCGAUGAACCCCACACGACUGCUGAGGACGAUAGCUGGUUCCUGUCCACCACGGCAGACCCUAGCACGACGGACCUGCUGGAGACCACGGUGGAGGAACUUAUCAGUACUACGGCGCCAGAUGAUGUCGACGGGGCUCCAGCUCCCCUACCUACUCACCCCAUUGUCAUCGGUUCUGAGAUGCCGGGGCUUCUCAACCCCAGCUUUGAGCUACCCGUCCUUCCGCCGGGUGUCGUGGCUCUUUCGCUUGUGCAAGAUUGGGCCAGCAGUGGUGAUGUCUUCACCUAUCGGCCCGAUGCAGGCAUCCAGCUUGCUGCCACACUUGGCGAGGGAUCACAGGUCGCUCUCAUGACCGGAAACAGCCGCCUCAAGCAGAUUCUCGAUACCACACUUCAAGGAAAUUUUCGCUAUCAACUGACCCUCAACGUCUCUGGAUGGCUCGGGCGCACCGCCAUGCCGGACGUCUUGGUGCAGCUGGCUACCUCCAGUCCAGCUUAUUUGCUGGCCAGCCAACUUUUGACGAUGGACGAUGCCCAACCCUUGGGCACUCCCGUGCGGGUUAACUUUGACGUACAGGUGCCGCGCCACCACGUGGCCAUAGGCAGCCCACUUGCCCUCACCAUUACUGCCGGGGAUUCCCUCAGCUUUGCGUUUGUGGAUGCGAUCGAGCUGCGUGGGCUUGCUUGUGAUUCGUUUGCUGCUUGCCCAUCAGUCGUCACUACCACCACCACAUCCACUACAUCCUCCACAUCGUCCACAACUACCUCAACCUCAACCACCAGCAGCUCCACGUCGACGACAACAACAUCCACCAGCACAACAACAUCUGUCACGUUGACAACCACAUCGACCACCAGCACCACCACAACCUCCACGCUCACAACCACAACCAUCACUUCAACCACAACCUCCACCUCAACAACAAGCACUACUUCCACCACUUCAACUACUUCGACCACUUCGACCACUUUGACUACUUCAACCACUUCGACUACUUCAACUAGCUCGACCACUUCGACCACUUCGACUACUUCCACCACCUCAACGACUUCAACGACUUCGACCACAACCACGCUGGCUCCAACCAUUGGCCCUUGGUUUGCGGCUCUCAACAACCCCAGCUUCGAGCGCCCCGUCACGCCGCAUCUUGAAGGCGCAUUCGCCGCACAGGCUACAGGUUGGAGCAUUGCGGGUGUGGGUGGCGUCUUCCGCACCCCUGCCGCGGCCUUUCCAUCUCAGCCGCCGGUCAUGAACGGGGCCCAAACUUUAUACCUGGGCCAGGGCGCCUGCAUUGAGCAAACACUUGAUGAGGUGUACCUGCAGCCGGAUACAGCCUAUACCAUGAUGGUGGGCGUUGGCCAUCGCAGUGACCGAGCCUCGUUUGCUGGUGUCGAAUUACAAAUGCUGGCUGCUGAUGAUAAAUCAGUCUUGAGAACGCGUAUAUUGCUCACGAUGGAACCAGGUCACUUUCGCGAUGCGCAGCUCAAGUUUGAGCUUCUAGCAAGUGACCUGGACGAAAACUCUCAAGCCGCCACCGAACUGGAUACCUUGGCACUACUGGGUCAGGGCCUCACCGUGCGAGCGUGUGCAUUGCUCAGUUUUGACCAAGAAGCCCAUGUGCUUUUGGACAAUGUUCGAGUUUUGAUCACACAUGUGGGGGCCAGUGCACCCACGCCCCUUCCACCCACGGGCUCGGCCACGACCACAGCGACAACAACGACAACUACGACGACAACUACGACAACGACGACAACAACUACGAUAACGACGACUACAACUACAACUACAACUACGACGACGACGACGACGACUCAUGAGCCAACCACUUCAGUUGAGCUGUCUGAUCUCACCACAACUGACGAAUUACUACAGACAACAACUGAAGCCCCCAUGGUGACUCCCAGCGAGACCACCACCAUCACUACCACGACAAAGGCUCGGACCAGCCCUUCCUCCACGACCGGUGCGGAUGGAGCUGGUGGAGCUACUCCCGCGCCAUCCUGUCGUCUGGAAUGUACGGCAGCCCAAGCUUCUUUUAAUUCGCCUGCACCAUUGGACCUUGGAGCUACACCCGCUCGGGCCCGCGACGCCGUGGUUGCUGACCUCAAUGGGGAUGGUGCAUUGGACAUUGUCACCAUUCACAAAGAACAAGACUCGGUGAUUGCUUUUGUCAAUCAAGGAGGCUUUAUGUUUCGACGGCUGGUCGUGGAGACAGCAAACCUGAAGCCUUGGGCGGUUCUUGCACGCAAUCAAACGAUUCUGGUUGCUUCAAAGUCUGAAGGCGGGCUUGUUCAAUACAACCUCGAUGCCACUGCCCACAGGGUUGUAGAGCGCCAGCGCACGCCGAUGCCUGGCAAGCCGUUAAGCUUGGCCUGGCUGCAGUUUGAUGCAGAUGGCAUAAUGGACACUGUGGUUGGUGAUCGGGCUGAAGAAGCGCUUUAUGUGAUUCCUAGCAUGCUGGGCGUACCCGUUCAGCUUCCCGUGUCGGUUGAUCGUGUCAUCAACCUCGCUGUUGGUGACAUUAACGAGGACGGCAUGGAUGACAUUCUGGUGGUGGAGCGAAACGGCAUCCGUCGCCUGGUCGGCAAUCUCGCUUUGCGCAGCUACACCGCAACCACGCUGGUGCAAAACACAGCCGACCAGCUGGUCAACGCGUUUUUGGUUGACAUUGAUGGCGAUACCAAUCUCGAUGCGGUUUGGGUUUCGCAGACAGGCGCGCUAUCAAUGCUGCGCAAUGCCAUGACGUCCUCAGGCAUUGACGAGAUUCUCCUGUACCCUGGCAACAGCCGGUGGAACAUCAAGAGCGCGACUGUGGCAGAUCUCAGUGCAGACGGCACACCCAACUUCUUUCUUGGACAAGCUGAUGGCGAUAUCAUCCAUCUAACCCAGAUUGGCACGAUUAUCUUCGACCGUGUGGGCAAGACCAGCGGAGCUGGUGAGCGGCUGGAAUCUUUCCACCUCGCCGAUCUUGAUGGGGAUGGUGACUUGGACUUGCUCACGACAUCACGUGACGCCGGAGUGUUGGUGCACGUGAGUAGCUGCUGCGAUGCCGGCAACGUCUUUCCGACGCUGGCGAGCUCCACCACUACCAAAGCGCCGACUGCGGCCCCCGUGAGCACGACUGUCGCCACCUCUUUCACCACCAAGACCCCGACGACCGGCGAUUUGCCAGCGACCACAACGUCAGAGGUCAUGACCACCACUCCGACUGCAAGUGACGGGUGCGAGGAAACUUGGCAAUUCUUCUUGGAUGCCGGUGUCGCGGGACAGUCUAAACUAGUCGGCAAUUGGACUGAGGUUGAGGCCGUCGAGGCUGUGGGAGACACGUAUUACCAGGCACCUGGCCGCUUUGCACCCAAUUUGUAUGCAGACUUCAUCCUCACCUACAUGCCUGUGGGCUACUAUCACUUGGCAGCUUCUCAUCAGGCAGCGGUCGCUCACAGCUCGGGGGCCAGCUGGCAGCUGUGGCGAAACGAUGCCCGCGUGACCACUCAGACUAUCAACCAGCAGAUGAACCCUUCUCCCGAUGGCUUUGUUCCUCUGGAUGAGAUGGGUGUUGUUUACGUCGAUGGCCUUUGUCCCUGUCACGACGAGCACCAUCACCACGGUGCCUGUGGUUACCACAACGCCAACGUCAGCAGCGACGACUGCAACAACCACGACAACCACGACGACCACGACCACGACCACGACAACAACAACUACUACGACAACAACUACAACAACUACAACUACAACUACAACUACAACCACAACCACAACGACCACAUCCGAAAGCGUAGAUGCGUAAGUUGGCUGUAUCAUGCUCGAGUCCCUGCUUUAACAAUGGAGUUGUACACUUCAAAUUUGCAACCAGCCUUUGAUCGCUCAUUCGUGUGCGCGGGCCUGUCUGCUGACUCACACAUGCGCUCGCUUCUGGGAUUUAGUGCGGGCUUUGCCUACGACACCAUGGCUGUGAUACCCGGGUCCUUGCCUCGGCCCAGCCUGAGUGCCUACGGUGCUGUCAUUGUGCGCCUCAAUUGCGGUGGCAGUCGAUACAUCGAUCCAGCCGGGAACACGUGGCAGUCGGAUGGUCUGUUUAAUGGAGGCUUGGAAGCUGUCUCGCCGAGCCAAGCGAUUGCACGCACGGUCAACGAUGAAUUGUAUUGGACGGAGCGGUGGCGGAGUGGCCAGGAUGGGCCCCUCGUGUAUGAGAUCCCGGUUCCAACGGCCGGCCUGUACCACGUGCGUUUACAUUUUGCCGAAACCUAUGCCCCACAUACAAACAUGGGCGACCGGGUAUUCGAUGUGCUUCUAGAAAAUGCCAUUGCUCUCGACGAUUUUGACAUGCUUGUCGAGACCACGACGACAUCGGCUAUUCUACGCUCCUUUUCGGUGGUGGUGCUGGAUGGCGCUUUGACGUUGACCCUCUCACCCAUCGUGGACAACACGAAAAUCAACGGCAUUGAGGUGUACGCAGAUAUCAACAUCAACACUGGGGGCGGCGUGAGCUCGACGGCAGGACCUGGCGCAUCGGCCGGCCCCGUUAUCCACCGGAUCAAUUGCGGUGGCUCGGCCUUUGUACACACGGACGGCAACCUGUGGGGUGCGGACAAUUACUUUUCAAAUAGCGGUGGCUUUUAUCAGAUUUCCACCGCUGUGGCGGGCCAUACCAACACCAUGUACCAAUCAGAACGCUAUGGCGCCGUCGGAGGCGCAACCCUCAAGUAUGACCUGCCCUUGCCGGCCGGCGAGUACAUUGUUCGACUGCAUUUCGCCGAAAUCUUUGCAACGGCUGUGGGUGAGCGAGUCUUUGGUGUCAAGGUCCAGGGUACGGUCCUCAUGGAAGCCCUAGACCUCGUGGCCGUGGCGGGACCAUUGGUACCCUUUGUGCUGGAACAUCGCCUCAACGUAACAAGCACCUCGCUGCGCGUCCGUUUGAUGGCGGGUGAGGCAGAGAACCCCAAGAUCAAUGGUAUCGAGGUCUUUGCCGUGGCGUGA
Messenger RNA from Monosiga brevicollis MX1, 5751 nucleotides. RefSeq lists its product as uncharacterized. The record is from RefSeq and is a predicted model, not a curated record. Gene Ontology annotation, molecular function: carbohydrate binding. NCBI's taxonomy places the organism in Eukaryota, Choanoflagellata, Craspedida, Salpingoecidae. The coding region runs from base 1 to 5751 and encodes 1916 amino acids. The transcript is spliced from 9 exons. Gene Ontology annotation, cellular component: membrane.